UUAAGAGACUUUGGUGACUCAGGGUUUUGGAAAGAGCACAGAAGAGUAAGAUCUAGAGGAGGACAGAAACCUUGUGACAAGACUCACUGGACAUCCAGGUUUGAGUACUUGUCUGAUGUUAAUGCCUGGCUGGGCACUGGGACAGAGAGGGGAGUAAUCACUAGAAGACAACAUGGCAUCUAAAGAUCAAUCUGACUAUGACAUGGAUAUAGAGAAAGCCUUGGAACAAGUGGACUUCGAUGAUCCAGAACCAGCCCCAUACACUGAGAGCCAAAGUGAUGAUGAACAGAAGAGGAGAUCUACUCUGUACAAAUUCCUUAGACAAUCUGCAUUUUGGGAGAUCCGGGGAUCAUAUAAUCUGAACAGGAGGAGGCGAAUGAAGGAUGAAAGGCAGGGUGGACAAUAUCGUGUCAAGCAAAAGCCAUUUGAAGAAGAAGAAGAAGAGGCUUCUGCACCAGAUUUCCCUCCUCUUGCCCCAGCCUUUAUCCCACCCAGACACGCAACAGACGAGGUCUACAUAGAGCUGCAUGAGUUGACAAUGGAUGCUCACAAUGAGAUGCGUUGGGUAGAGGCUGCCCGCUGGUUGAAGGUGGAGGAGGAUUAUCAGGAUGAUAUCCGGCAAUGGGGUAAACCUCAGAUCUCCUAUCUCACCUUUCACAGUCUUUUGGAGGUACAUCGUGCAUUCCAGAAAGGGACUGUACUUCUGGACCUUGCUGAGAAGACUCUUCCUGGGAUAUCCAGCCAAGUCAUUGACCAGAUGAUUUAUGAAGACCGCCUAAAGCCUCAGAACAGAGAUGAGGUCCUGAGAGCCCUUCUUCUACAACACAGCCGUCCUGAUGAAGAAAUUGUAAAAGGAGGGGACCCAGAAAGUGGGCAGCAUCUGCUACAUUCAUUAGAGAUGAAAACCGUGCCAGAAAAGGAAGAGAAGAAAAGUCCGCUAGCUGAACGGGUGCCAGAAAACGCAGAAGCCUCCAUUGUUCUGGUGGGAUGUGUCUCUUUCUUGGAACAACCAACCCUUGCAUUUGUGCGUCUAAAAGAAGCAGUCUACCUAGACUCUGUCCUGGAGGUUUCUCUACCUAUUAGAUUUCUAUUUGUCCUUCUGGGCCCUGAUAACUCAAACAUCAGCUACCAUGAAGUCGGAAGGGCAGUGUCCAGUAUGAUGGCUGAGAGGGUCUUCCGCAAUGAUAUGUACCUUGCUGAGGGGCGUCAGGAUCUCAUUAAGUCUCUGGAGGAUUUCCUGGAAUAUAGUAUAGUUCUACCCCCCUGUGACUCUACUGAUGAGCAGCUUCUGAAGGACCUGGCACCAGUGCAAAAGAACCUGCUCAGGAAACGAUACCAGAUAGAAAAGGUGCUUGGGAGAAGCAGACCAGAAAUCCCUGCUGAACCACCUGAGGACCCCUUGCGUCGAACUGGAAAGAUAUUUGGGGGUCUAGCACGUGACAUACGCCGGAGAUAUCCCAAGUAUUUGAGUGACAUCACAGACGCCUUCAACCCCCAGUGUUUGGCAGCUGUCAUCUUCAUCUACUUUGCCGCCCUCUCCCCGGCUAUCACAUUUGGGGGGUUAAUGGCUGAGAAGACAGACAGAUGGAUGGGUGUAUCGGAAUUGCUGGUUUCCACGGCUUUGCAGGGUGUUGUGUUCUGCAUUUUAGGAGCUCAGCCCCUUCUCAUCCUUGGCUUCUCUGGACCACUGCUUGUCUUCGAAGAGGCCUUUUUUAAUUUCUGUGAGAGCCAAGGAAUUGAGUACAUUGUCGGACGUGUAUGGAUUGGAUUCUGGCUAAUCCUCAUUGUGAUUAUUGUGGUGGCCUUUGAAGGAAGCUUCCUUGUCCGGUUUAUCUCCAGAUUCACACAGGAAAUAUUUUCCUUUUUGAUAUCUCUCAUUUUCAUCUACGAGACGUUCGCUAAGUUGGUUACAAUUUUCAAUAAACAUCCGCUACAAGGUCACUACAACCAGACAAGUAAGAUUGAUCUUACCAAGAACCCCCAACCCAACACUGCUCUGCUGUCUCUCGUGUUGAUGUUUGGAGCUUUCCUUAUUGCAUUCUUCCUGCGUCAGUUCAAAAACAGUGGCUUCUUUCCCGGAAAGCUGCGUCGUAUCAUUGGAGAUUUUGGGGUGCCCAUUUCCAUUCUUCUAAUGGUGGUGGCCGAUUACUUUAUUAAAGACACUUACACACAGAAACUCAGCCUUCCCAAGGGCCUCAGCGUUUCCAGACCUGAAAACCGUAGUUGGUUUAUCCCACCUCUUGGAUUCAACACGGUUGACCAUCCCUUUCCCAUCUGGCUGAUGUUUGCCUCAGUUGUCCCAGCAGUGCUGGUAUUUAUCCUCAUCUUCAUGGAGUCUCAGAUAACCACGCUAAUUGUCAGUAAGCCGGAAAGGAAAACAGUAAAGGGUUCUGGCUUCCAUCUGGACCUCCUCCUGAUCGUAGGCAUGGGAGGGGUGUGUGCACUUUUUGGGAUGCCCUGGCUUAGUGCCACCACAGUGCGUACUGUAACCCAUGCCAAUGCCCUCACCAUCACCACCAAAGGGGAUAAACCUCAGAUAGAUCGGGUUAUUGAGCAGAGGAUCAGUGGUUUCCUGGUGGCCAUCCUUGUCGGACUGUCCAUCCUCAUGGAGCCUAUCCUCACCCUCAUUCCCUUGGCUGUCCUAUUUGGAAUAUUCCUGUACAUGGGUGUGACCUCCCUGAAUGGAAUCCAGUUGUUCGAUCGCAUCUUACUCACCCUGAAACCACCAAAAUAUCACCCAAAAGAGUCAUAUGUCACAAGGGUUAAGACCUGGCGUAUGCAUAUCUUCACACUGAUUCAGACCCUGUGCCUGGCCGUCUGCUUUGCUGUGAUGUUCACCCCAGCUUCCCUGGCACUUCCCUUCAUCCUGAUCCUGACUGUGCCAGUCCGCAUGUUCCUUAUGCCCUUAAUCUUUAAUAAAUUGGAACUCAAAUGUCUGGACUCUGACGAUGCAUCUGUGAACCUGGAGGAGGAAGAAGGCCAGGAUGUCUACAAUGAGGUCCAGAUGCCCAUUUAAAGGACCCAAGUUGCUCUUAGAAUAUUACCUUUAACAGGAGGUCACCUUAAACUGAGCUGAUGGAGGCAAUAGGUGGCUCCACUCUAGUGAUAGUAUAUAUAUGCUUUUAGUAAUGUAUUACCUCAAAGACUUUGGGGUUCUGUCAUACCCCUGUAACCCUUAGCAACCAAUCAGUUUUUUUUAAUUAUUAUUAUAACUGCCUUAGUCCAUUAGUAUAUGCUAACUACUGAUUGGUGGCUAUGGAUUACUAAACCAUGGGCAUAAGUUUCUAUAGUUUUUGAAGUCUACUGCCCACCACCGGACUUCAAUCCUUCUUUGGGGGCAUUUGAUUGGCUCAAACCCACCCUACCUGCGUGUAACCCUAUGGAAAACCGUUUAGUUUCCCUGCUCAGUUGUAUUGCCCUUGUCACAGUGAUUACAAAACAGAGGAGGAAAGUGCCAAGAAAUGCUUCUCGCUUCAGUAAACUGCCAGUAUCAUCAAUGUGAAACCAGAGCGCCGCCUGAUGUUUGGCUGGGGCAACGACCAGACAGAACAACCAGUGAAGUUAAAUUAAUUGAAGCAGGAAGCAUCUUUUGAUGCUUCCCUGCUCGGUUCUAUCGCUCCAGCCACAAAAAGCUGUAGAACUGAGCAGAGAAGCGCCAAGAGAUGCUUCCCUUUAUAGUUCUGCUUGGCCCUUGUUGUGAAAACUGCUAAUGUUGUGAAAUCUAGAGAAAGUUAGUGUAUAUUGUAAAAGUGCUUAGAGGAGAAUUUUUAAAUGAGGUUAAGUGGUAGGAUAUAUCCCCUUUUAAAAAACAUUUCCAGAUCAUUUCGCUUUUAUUUUUAUACUUUUUUAAAUCCAACGCUGGUUGCGCUUGAUCCUCCCCCGUGUAAAUAUACCUCAAAUCUUAUAUAUUGCGCUAGAUUCUAAAA
Molecule: messenger RNA, 3926 nt
Organism: Xenopus laevis (African clawed frog)
Lineage: Eukaryota; Metazoa; Chordata; Amphibia; Anura; Pipidae
Gene: slc4a1.S
Product: solute carrier family 4 member 1 (Diego blood group)S homeolog
Exons: 22
Coding region: 173-3016 (947 amino acids)
Biological process (GO): monoatomic ion homeostasis; transmembrane transport; regulation of intracellular pH
Cellular component (GO): basolateral plasma membrane; cytoplasm; plasma membrane
Molecular function (GO): cytoskeletal protein binding; monoatomic anion transmembrane transporter activity; bicarbonate transmembrane transporter activity
Source: RefSeq, a predicted model, not a curated record